AUGGGGUUAUUCUCGAGGAAAAAACCCACUAAAACUGACUCUAAGUCUGUCAAUGCGAAUGAACAUUUGAUUAAAGUCGAUACAUGUUUUUCUGAACCUCCAAAUGAAUAUGGUGGGGCGGAACCAUUGGAAAAUAUCACUAGUGAACAAUAUGACAUAUAUGUCAAGCUCCUGAACCAUUUCAAUGCUGAAGAUUUUACAUUGCCAGUCAAUACUGAAGUCGCUAAGGAUGAUCCAGCCCUUCAAAAAUCUUUGAGUGAAUUUGAGAAAUUUUGGUUGAGUAGAGAAUGUCUCUUAAGAUUUUUGAGGGCAGCCAAAUGGAAUUUCAAUGAUGCCGUCGCCAAUUUAAGUGAAACGAUGACUUGGAGACGUGAAGUUGGUAUCACCUACUCUGACAGCAACUUUGAAAACAAAGCAUUGGAUCCAGACCAUGUUUCAAUUGAAAAUGAAACUGGUAAGGAAGUUUUAUUAGGUUUUGACAAACACAGAAGACCUUUAUUUUAUAUGAAAAAUGGUAGACAGAACACAGAAUCAUCUUAUAGACAAGUUCAACAGUUAAUUUACAUGAUGGAAUGUGCAACUACUUUAUGUCCACAAGGUGUUGAGAAAUUAACUGUUUUGAUAGAUUUGAAAGGUUAUAAAGAACCAGGAAUAAUUAGUGAUAAAGUCCCACCAUUGGCAAUUACCAAGUUAUGUUUAAAAGUUUUACAAGAUUAUUUUCCUGAGAGAAUGGGGAAAUGUUUGUUAACGAACAUCCCAUGGUUUGCAUGGGCAUUUUUAAAGAUUGUGUAUCCAUUUUUAGAUCCUGCAACAAGAGAAAAGGCAAUUUUUGAUGAACCCUACGAUAAACAUGUCGAAAAGAAGCAAUUAGAUGCCACAUAUAACGGUUACUUAGACUUCAAAUACGAUCAUAAAGUGUAUUGGCCUGAUCUUGUCAAGAAAGUUGAUGAACUAAGAGAAAAAAGAUUUGAAAGAUGGGUCAAAUUUGGUUCAAAAAUUGGUACAGCUGAAUGGGAUUAUAAAGGAGAUCAUGACGAAAUAAAAUAUCCUGUAGAUUAUAGAAAUGUUGAGUAA
This is a messenger RNA of Tetrapisispora phaffii CBS 4417, 1074 nucleotides long. It is a transcript of the gene PDR17, whose product is annotated as phosphatidylinositol transporter. The record is from RefSeq and is a predicted model, not a curated record. Bases 1 to 1074 code for a protein of 357 amino acids. The transcript has a single exon. Gene Ontology annotation, molecular function: phosphatidylinositol transfer activity. Lineage: Eukaryota; Fungi; Ascomycota; Saccharomycetes; Saccharomycetales; Saccharomycetaceae.